AUGCGUUCCCCGGCGCCACGUAGUGCUCGCGCCGCCCCCGGCGGCUCGGGCGCCGCCUCCACGGCCCCCGGCGCCGCCCCCGGGUCUGGAGCCGGCGGCUCAGCGGCAUCGGGAGGCGCUGCGACGCCACCUCCGCCCCCAGCGUCUUCAUCCACCGGCGCCGCUGCGUCCGCGGCGGCCGGAGGCGGCAAGAGGGGCCCAGGGGCGGCUCUGCCCCCACCGCCCCCCAGCAAAAAGAGGAAAGUGACUGUGGAGGCAGCGAAGAAGAAAGCGGCCGCCCCCGCGGUGCGGAAGCUGAUAGCCAAGGUGGCGGCCACCGCAGCCGCCAAGGGCGCUCGCAAGGCCAAGCCGCCCCCGCCGCCACCGGCCAAGAGGCAGGACCGCCAGAGGACGGCCGCCGCCCCCAGCAAGCAGCAGCAGCAGCAGUCCAAGAGCCCCACCAGGAAGCAGAACGUGAGUAAAUUUCUAUGA
Messenger RNA from Schistocerca serialis cubense, 471 nucleotides. RefSeq names its product atherin-like. NCBI's taxonomy places the organism in Eukaryota, Metazoa, Arthropoda, Insecta, Orthoptera, Acrididae. The transcript has 3 exons. The record is from RefSeq and is a predicted model, not a curated record. The coding region runs from base 1 to 471 and encodes 156 amino acids.